AUGUCUGACGGUCGUGACGGAUCUGAAACUCCCGACGCUCCCCACGUAACUGCUCAAGCUGACCUAGCCGCCCAGAUCGCCGCCCUAACUGAACAGAUGAAUCAGGAGCGAGAGAGAUGCAAAAAGUUGGAAAGAGAGAACGCCAACUUGUAUGACCGUCUCGAAGCUAUGGAGCCUAUCGAGAUCAUCGAACCUCCCGGCUUCCGAGCCCAAGUGUCUUCCAUGCAGCCUCUGGGAGAUACACCGAUCACUCGCAAGGACGGAUCCAACCAUCUCGUGAUGGAUCCGUCAUCUUCGGUAAGAAGCCGUAAUGUGGUAGGUAGUCAGACUGACCCUGGUCGUGCGACUUUAAUUGUAGGUGUUAACAUGACAACAUCUGCGCUGGAGCAAGUGCGGGAACUUGGUCAAUGCAACCCGGACGCCAGAGCCGCAGGAACACUCCGACAAGAUGGAACAACCACCAUCGGAGGACAACAUGCUCGAACCAUCUUCACCACGCCAGGCGCAGCAGUGAGCAAUGCCACCGGUGGAGGCAUACAACCCGCCAUACUGGGGCUCAACCAGACGGUCACGCCAACCCAAGUUAACCAACAGGCUGACGGACACGGUCCGAGGGAGUUCACCCAGGACCAGUUGUUUACCAAUGAAUUCGCCCAACCAACCACAACUGGCCCAUACGCAAUCAGAGAGGAAGACUUGGCGAGAAAGUUGGCGAAAAUGGAGGCCUUGAUCCAGCGAAUCCCCGGUGUCCCGGCACCCAUCCAUAAAAGUUCGGAGAACUCCUAUGCCGACUCGCCAUUUGUGGAUGAAAUUGCUUUGGUGGAAAUGCCCAUCAAGUUUAGCUUUCCGAGCAUGCAAAUGUUUGACGGCACGACAGAUCCGACCGACCACAUCGCUCAGUACAAACAAAGGAUGUUCACUGCCGCAAUUCCUCGUGAAUUGAGGCAGGCCUGCAUGUGUAAGGGGUUCGAUUCUAGUCUGACAGGACCGGCCCUCCAGUGGUACACUAACCUUCCCAAUUAUUCUAUUUCAAGUUUUGCUCAACUAACAGAUAUAUUUGUGCAGCAAUAUGCUAGUAGCAGGAAACUUGAAAAGAUAUCGGAGGAUCUGUACGCCGUGGUGCAACAGCGUGGUGAAUCUCUCCGAGACUAUAUCAGCCGAUUCAACAAGGAGAAGGUGUCCAUCACCAACUGCAACACCCAGACAGCGGUCACCGCCUUUCGAAAGGGUCUCCUUCCCGACUCAGACCUCUACAAAGACCUCACCAAAUACCCUUGUAGAACAAUGGAAGACGUGCUUGCCAAGGCAUGGGCACAAAUCAAGUGGGAGGAAGAUCAAUACAGCCACCACCGAUCUUCACCAAGCAGAAACUCUAGAAGAGACUCCAGGGUGGAAAGGAAGACGAGUGAUAGGCGGUCUGAGCCUUACCCGUCUCCACGACAAGAAUAUCGAAGGAGACAAUAUGACCAACCCUACGAGACGCGACCACGUGAAAGGGCCAAGUUACCAGAGUACAACUUGUCCAUCUCACCGGCUGAGGCAGUCCUAGCUCUCAAGAAUCUAGGCAACAAAGUCAAAUGGCCAGAAAAGAUGAGGGCACCAGCCGACCAGAGAGAUAGAUCUAAGUGGUGCGAGUUUCAUGCCGACCAUGGACACCGAACAGAGGAUUGCAUUGCACUACGAUUGGAAGUGGCACACUUACUCAAAGAGGGUCACCUAACUGAGUUCCUAACAGACAAGGGCCAACACACUCUAAAGCAUGGAAGUGAUAGACGAGACGAGCGCAGAGAAGUCACCCCACCCAACCCGCCAAACCAUGAGAGAACAGUCAAUGUCAUUUCUGGCGGAUCAGAAGUUAGUGGGAUUACACAUUCCGCUGCAAAGAAGCAUACCAGGCAAGCCAGGUCUAGCAGAACGGGGGAAAAUGUGACUGGUCAAGCUAUGGCAAACCAGCCAACACAGACAAUCAGCUUUCAAACUACGGAAUCAGACAAGCUUCUUAACCCUCAUCAUGAUGCUUUAGUUAUUUCUAUCUAUAUUGCCAAUUGUUUAACGAAACGGGUGUUGAUCGAUAAUGGCAGCUCUGCCAAUAUCAUGUUUAUUAAUGCUUUCAGGGAGAUGGGUUUGAACGAGUCAAACAUAACUAGGAAGACUGCUGUCCUCAUAGGCUUCAGCGGUGAGAGCAAAACAACCGUAGGGGAGAUCGACCUACCCGUCUAUGCCGAAGGGGUCAAUUUGUCAACAAGGUUCUUGGUGAUUGAUGCCCCCUCCGCGUUCAACGUCAUCCUCGGUCGCCCAUGGAUCCACGACAUGGAGGCAGUCCCUUCCACCUUUCAUCAAGUGGUGAAAUUUCCAACCAAGUGGGGCGUCAAGGAGAUCAGGGGAGAACAAAAGGACUCCAGAUCCUGCUACCAGACCACCAUGAAGACAAAACAUGCUUUAUAG
Molecule: messenger RNA, 2445 nt
Organism: Salvia miltiorrhiza (redroot sage)
Lineage: Eukaryota; Viridiplantae; Streptophyta; Magnoliopsida; Lamiales; Lamiaceae
Exons: 1
Coding region: 1-2445 (814 amino acids)
Source: RefSeq, a predicted model, not a curated record